Messenger RNA from Lasiodiplodia theobromae, 1515 nucleotides. Its product is annotated as MAPKKK cascade protein kinase regulator Ste50. Lineage: Eukaryota; Fungi; Ascomycota; Dothideomycetes; Botryosphaeriales; Botryosphaeriaceae. Bases 1 to 1515 code for a protein of 504 amino acids. Gene Ontology annotation, molecular function: protein binding. Gene Ontology annotation, biological process: signal transduction. The record is from RefSeq and is a predicted model, not a curated record. The transcript has 3 exons.
AUGGCCACCGCAUACAGAUCUGCAUACCAGGAGGACUCUGACGCCGACGAUGAGUACGAACGCAGCGUCAUAACCUCGCCCACCCUGCCGCCCGACCACGAGCUUAGCCCAACCGACUCCGAGCCGCCGUCCGCAGAACACACCCCGACCACUUUUACUCGCUCGGCGGACAGCUAUGCGAGCCCCAAGGGCAUCAUAAACACCUGGACCCCGGAGCAGGUUGCGGAUUGGAUAUUGAACCUGGGGCUGGGACAGUAUGCGAGGACGUUUUUGGAGGAAAAUGUGGACGGCGAAGCGCUCAUUGCGUUGCAGCAUGCGGAAUUGAAGGAGAUGGGCAUCAACAGCGUUGGCCACCGUCUCACUGUUUUGAAGAGCGUUUACGACGUCAAGGCCAAGCAAAAUGUGCCCAUAGAACCUGACCAUUACGUCCCUCUCUCUGCCGAGACCACUGCCCAGGAGACCGCACCUACACAGGACGACUUUGCGCGCAUUAUACAAAUUAUCAGGGACCGUGACGAGCGAAUGCACAUCGCCGAAGCCGAACUUCGGGCAUUGAAGGAGGAUCUUAACCGCAUGGCCGAGGAGAACAGGAAGCUGCGCGAGGACGUGCUUCCAGUGGUGCGGGAAGCUAAGAACCGAUCACAACCGCUGCCGACACCGGAUGGUCAAGAACGGGAGCAUAUCACGUCUCCACCGACGCAAGAACGCGCAGGCAGCAGUCUCUCGCGCAAGUUCUCGACGAAGAAGCUAUUUCUGGGGUCGGCACCGAAGAACCCAUCUCCAACAAUCCACGAAGGCCGAACGUUGACCGACACGUCGAAUCUCGAUCCUUCGGCUGCGGCAAUGGCUGCGUCGAACCACCUGACGGCGACUAUAAGCGGUGGACCGCAUUCCGGUCCUCAAUCCGCGUCAUCGCCCCACCAGCAUCCCCAGCCUUCUCCCACGUCUCCCGCAUAUAGCACACAUCAAAUCGGAACCCGCUCUCGCUCUCACACCAACGACGACCGCAACUCGGCAUACUACGACCGCGACGCUGCGCGUGGCGCUACGCCUGCGCCUUCGCAUCGGGACCGCGACAGAGAUCGGGAUCGGGACCCUCCGUUGUCCGCCGGCCGCAAUGCCGAAACAGCGUCCAUUGCCCCUUCAACAGCUGGAACUACAAGAGGAGGCGAUUCUUCAAACCCGCAAGUGGAAAUUUUCAAAUCCUUCCGAGUCAGCAUCGACGAUCCGUGCCACAAAGUGCUCCCUGUUGCACUCAAGAAAUACGGUAUUACCGCGGAUUGGCGGCAAUAUGCGUUGUAUAUUGUGCAUGGCGAUCAAGAACGUUGUUUGGGUCUAAACGAGAAACCGCUUAUUUUAUUCAAGCAGUUGGACCGGGAAGGCCGGAAGCCCAUGUUCAUGCUGAGAAAACACGCGGCCCCGGUAGAAGGACACAGCAGUACAAUCAACCCCGGGGGCGGGGGCACGUAUCCGGGCCAAAGCGGGCAGACGCUGGUUCCUGGAGGUGUACUAUGA